GUCCGAUUAGCGGCUCGUCCCGCCCCGCCCCGCCCCCAGCAGCUCGCUCGGCUUUCCUGCGCCAGCAGCGGUGUGUCACCGAGGCUAGGCUGCUGCCGGAGAGACCCGGAGUCAGGGCAAACACCCAACCAGUUAACCCAAACUGGCACCGCAGCGGGGCUGAGGGGCUGCCCCUGCGAGUUUUAAACCUGAAUACCGCUUAGGUUGGAUUCUACGCCUCUCUCUGUCACCACCGCCCGUCCUCCUGAUGUCGGAUUUCAAGCUCGGGAUCGUCAGGCUCGGCCGUGUGGCCGGGAAGACAAAAUACACACUGAUAGAUGAGCAGGACAUACCGCUUGUGGAAAACUAUGCGUUUGAGGCACGCAUGGAGGUAGAUGCAGAUGGCAAUGGAGCUAAGAUCUUUGCCUAUGCUUUCGACAUUGGCAAAGGCCGCUGGGCAGGAAGGCCGUUGCAUGAGCUGCUCUGGGAGAAGCACAGAGGAGGAAUUGCUCCCAGUUUUCAAGUCAUCCACAUCAACUCUGUGACAGUGGACAACCGGCUAGACAACCUGCGACUGGUGCCAGUGGGCUGGAGUCCCAAGCCGGAGGAGAUUUCCAGCAAACAGAGAGAGCAGUCUCUGUACUGGCUGGCCAUCCAGCAGGUACCUGCCGACCCUGUGGAGGAGCAGUAUCUGGAGCUGAGCCGCACACGCUACUACAAUGCUAAUGGGGAGCUGGUGGAGGAAGAGGAGUGCUCCUGCACCUACUACGAGUGUCAUUAUCCUCCUUGUUCACUCAUUGAGAGGAGGCUCCGGGAGUUCAACAUCUGCGGUCGCUGCCAGGUGGCGCGUUACUGUGGCUCCCAGUGCCAGCAGAGGGACUGGCCUGCCCACAAGAAGCAGUGUCGCGAGCGCAAGCGGGUGCUGGCCUUGGAGUCAGAGCCCGAACGAUGAUCUGCCUUCAUCCUCGCCUGGGAGAGGAGGAGGGCGAAUGGGGGGUGGGGGGAGGGUUAAACUUGUGGGAGGGGAGCGGGGAUGAAGUGCAAAAUGGGGAAAAUUGCUGACAAGAGACUAAUGACAGAGGACAAUGUUGGUUGCUCAAUUGUUUGAUGGAUUCAGGGGGUAAGAAGAUGGGAGGAGGGGAAGGAGAAUAAAGCAAAAAGACAUCUGCCACUUCCCAGAACUGGUAAUUCUCCAUAGCUUGCUUUUCAUGUGGAUGACGGGGAAAGGUAUUAUUUGUUUGUUUUUUUUUUUUUUUUUUUUUUUUUUUUCUCGAGGAGGGAGACCCUCGAGCUCUACCUGCUGCUAUGGUUUUGUAUGUGAGGGGGAAAAAGUAGUCUUCUUGAUGAACUGGACAAGCUUCUGUGGACCACAAUACGGACAGUUGUCGUCAUCCACUUAUGUUCCUCCACCCAGCCGCUGGGUGUGGUGACGUCUGUGCAAACGGGGGACCCAGGGGCUGUAGUACCAAUCGUUCAGCUGGUACAAUGGGACAUGGACCUUUUCACUGUAUCGCUCCCUUUCUGACCUCUCUGGUGCACAUGGCUGCUGUCUUCAUGGUCAUCGACACCAUAGCCACCUCCCUGUCUGUCGUACCCCUCCACACACACACACACACACACACGCAGCCAACCACGACACACAUGAGAUAGAUUUCACUGAUUCAAUCACACUACCAGUAUUGAGUGUGGGAGUGUGUAUGUGUGUAUGCUUGUGUAUGUAUGUGCUGCCAAUAUGUACUGAAGGACAUUGACAACAUGGGUUAUGGGCAGGGUUAAUGUAUGUCUUUGCUCUUCUUAAAGGGGCUAUAUUGCACCAUUUUAAAAUUCAUAUUUAAUCAUAAAUUGGUGGGUUAAAAAUAUUUUCACUGUUCUAUAAGUAGCUGCCAAAUAAAGGCUUUAUUUUUUUCUAGAAGUUUUCUUGACCCAUUAAUUUUAUUUUAUUUUUCUAUCCAUUUCAUCCGACUUGUUUUGUUGUUUUAAGACAAGGUACAAAGUUUUAAACACCUGAACUGGAUUUAUUACAUUUAAAAAAAAAAAAUAAAAAUAAAAAAAACCCCAGCAUUUUCAAAAUUCUCCAGUUACUGUUCAAAAAGCCGGCCCCGGUGUUAUUGGUACUUUUGACAGGCCUUUUUCAUGAUCCCACAGAAACAAUGCUUGUUACAUUGAUCACAGAAUAAGAAACUGUUCUUGUGAUGUGAUGUCACAAAAUAGCUAUUUCAUGUUCUCAAGACACAAAGUAUCUGUCAAACGUUUCUGAUGAUCACAAGAAAACAAAGUGUAAGAAAAUAUCUCUACCAAAGUCUACUAUGACCUGUAGUUUGGCACUCUUGUACCAACUGGUUUAAAUCCCGCCAGUCACUCUUAGUAUGAUGGUUUUUAACAAACACCUGUCAUUUAAACUGUAUUUUUGCAGGGUUAUGGUAUGUGUGUGUUGGGGAGGGGGGUAGUGCUCAGUUUCUUGUGUGAGAGUUUGCUCUAAGGGUUAUUUUUUGAAGAAAUUCUAUCAAUGGAGCUAUAUUUAUUUAAAACAUUUAAUUGUGAAACAUGUUUUUUUUUUUCUGGUGAUAUUUGAAGGCAAACAUUUAAAAAAAAAAAAAAAAAAAAAAGUGGAUAAUAUGGGACCUUUAUGUCACAUCUUUUUGGGCAGGGAGGGGGACUGAACAUUUCAACCCUGUUACUUGAUUGCUAUUCCCCCCCCCCCCGAUCCUGAAUGAGUGAGUCCUCCUCAGUGUUGCCCUUCCAGAUUUUCCAUGAAAACACUGCACACCAUCAUUGUCACUAAAAUCUUCCAUAUGAGAGACGUCUGGGAGUGUAAAACUUGAAUUGCCCCCCUGUACACACCUCUGGUAAAUUUUAUUAUGGAGAGUGGUUUAUGAACUGAACCAUUUCCUGCUUUUAUUUUCUAAGUCACGGCAGUCCAAGUGAAAUUGUUCUGCGUCAACUUUAUCCUCAAUUGCCUGCCUUCCUUGUAUUACGUGCACACCUGCUUAAUGUGUCCUCUUGUGUCUUCAGUGAGGAGUCCAGACACUUAGUAAGCAUGUAAUUCACAGACGUACAUGCGACUUGUUGAUUGUUUAUUUUGUAUGUGUGUGAACAGGUUUUCAACACUGCACUAAAAUUUGGCUCCCAUUUUUAGCGUAUUUGUCAUAGAUGGGUUGAAGGGAGGGGUGUGAUUUGGAGUGUACAGAUUGUGUCUGAAAUCUUUUUGUUUUGUAAGAAUAUAAACAUUAAUCACCUAGAAAUAAAGAGCUACAAUAUGUGAAUGGAAGUACAGUUGGGGAUAACGGUUGCUUUUCCAAUGUUAAAUGAUAAUAAAUAAAUGAACCUCA
Molecule: messenger RNA, 3308 nt
Organism: Siniperca chuatsi (mandarin fish)
Lineage: Eukaryota; Metazoa; Chordata; Actinopteri; Centrarchiformes; Sinipercidae
Gene: zmynd19
Product: zinc finger, MYND-type containing 19
Exons: 6
Coding region: 248-931 (227 amino acids)
Source: RefSeq, a predicted model, not a curated record